AUGCUUCGCCUGUGGGACCACGGAUCGGAGGACCAGGACGAAGCAGAAGUGGCGCAUGGAAGAGAGAGGGCGCAGUGGCUGCGCGGAAUGGCCCGGGCGCAGAUGCCCUGCACCAUGCGCGGUGGCAUGGCAAAAGAAGCCGGAAUGGUCACUGUGGCCAUGAACGACGGCAGUGGUGAGCAGACCAUCACGGCCAAGAACAUCAUGUUGGCGACGGGCUCUGAAGUCAUUGAGAAGUUGCCCUUCGUUGCAGUGGAUGAGGAACAGAUUGUCUCUUCCACCGGCGCCCUCGAUCUGAAGCAGGUGCCCGAGAAGCUCGUGGUCAUCGGUGGAGGUGUUAUCGGCCUGGAGCUCGGAUCCGUCUAUGAGCGCCUGGGCUCCAAAGUCACCGUUGUCGAGUUCCUUCCGACCAUUGGAGGCGUCGGCAUCGAUGGCGAGGUGUCCAAGGAGAUGCAGAAGAUUCUGAAGAAGCAGGGCAUGGACUUCAAGAUGUCGACCAAGGUGACAGCCGUGGAGAAGACUGGCAGCACGGUCAAGGUCACGACGGAGCCGGCCGCUGGCGGGGCGGCAGAGAGCAUGGAAGCCAACGUGGUCCUUGUUUGCGUGGGCCGCCGGGAGUUCCGUGACGGCCUGGGUGCCGAGGAGGUCGGUGUGGCCUUGGAGGGCAAGAAGGUGAAGGUCAACGACGACUUCCAGACCUCGGUUCCUUCCAUCUACGCUAUCGGCGACAUCAUCCACGGCCCGAUGUUGGCGCACAAGGCUGAAGACGAGGGCGCAAUGGUUGCCGAGUACUUGGCCACUGGCAAGAAGCCCCACCUCGACUACAACAACGUGCCCUCCGUGCUCUACACACACCCAGAGGUUGCCUGGGUUGGGAAGACCGAAGAGCAGCUGAAAGCAGAAGGUGUUGCCUUCCGCAAGGGGAAGUUCUCCUUUGCCGCCAACGGCCGCUCAAUCGCCAACAUGGACACCGAGGGCUUCGUCAAGGUUCUGUCCUGCAAGGAGACAGACAAGUUGCUUGGAGUCCACAUCAUCAACGCUAUCGCUGGCGACAUCAUCAGUGGAGCUUGCAUUGGCAUUGAGUACGGUGCGGCCUCUGAGGACUUGGCCCGAGUCUGCAUGGCGCACCCGACGGUCUCGGAGGUCCUGAAGGGCGCCUCCCAGAAAACCGCUUUCGGCAAGGCCGUGAGUGGCUAA
This is a messenger RNA of Symbiodinium natans, 1197 nucleotides long. The record is from the annotation of a GenBank genome assembly. Lineage: Eukaryota; Dinophyceae; Suessiales; Symbiodiniaceae.